CGCACCUCCUGGAGCCGGACUUCUUCUUCUUCCUCCUCACCUGGCGGUCUGCGGGAUCAACGCAGCCAGGAAAACAUCCCGAGGAAGAACCCAGAGGGACCUUCAACCCUCCAGUCAACAUCCAGUAAAACGUCCUGCAGCGCCACCUCCAAACUCAACUUCCUGUCGGAAACUCAGGCAACUUCCGGUUUCCUUUGCUGCGGGUGGAAGCGGAAGUGCAGGGAGGAAGCGGGCUGCUGUGAGCGCGGUGAGGAUGAAGAGGCCCGUCUCCAGUUUGAGUUUGGGCUCCAGUUUGAAGGGGAAACUGGUGAGAGCUGGUUUCCAGUUCACCACAGACCUGCAGGACCUGAACCCGGAACACCUGAGCGCAGAGGCUGGAGUCUCCCAGCAGGAGGCGCUGGAGGCGCUGCAGGCUGCCAGCUCGGGGCACGGCGUUGCCCCGGUGACGGCUCUGGAGCUCCUGCAGAAGGAGGAGGAGUUCAGGAGCAUCGUGACGUUCUGCUCCCAGCUGGACGAGGCGCUCGGAGGAGGAGUUCCUGUUGGGAAAGUGACGGAGAUCUGCGGAGCUCCAGGAGUCGGGAAAACACAGCUGUGCCUGCAGCUGGCCGUGGACGUCCAGGUGCCGGCGGUGUUCGGCGGUCUCGGGGGUCAGGUUCUGUUCGUGGACACGGAGGGCGGGUUCCAGGUCCAGAGGCUGGUGGACCUGGCUGGCGCCGCCGUGCGCCACUGCUCGCUGCUGGCUGAGGAUGAGGAGCAGCGCGUUGCCAUGACGACCUUCACGGUGGAGACCAUCCUGUCAAACGUCUUCCUGGUGCGUUGCCGUGACUACGUGGAGCUUCUGGCCGAGCUGCACCUGCUGGCCGACUUCCUGUCGAACCGGCCGAGGCUCCGCCUCCUCGUCAUUGACAGCGUGGCGUUCCCUUUCCUGCGUCUCCAUGACGAUCUGUCCCAGAGGACACGCCUCCUCCAGGGCCUCGGCCUGCGGCUUAUCGCUGCGGCGACGAGCCACAACAUCGCCGUGGUAACCACCAACCACAUGACCACGCGGCUGCACGGCAGCCAGGCACAGCUGGCGCCGGCGCUGGGCGACGUCUGGGGCCACGCCCCCUCCAUCAGGCUCCUCCUCCGAUGGGAGGAGUCACGGCGGCUGGCCUCCAUCGUUAAAUCCCCGGGUCACAUGGACGCCAGCGUCCAAUACCAGAUCACCUACCAGGGCUUUAGGGACGCUGACCAAUCAGAGCGGCCGCCGAGCAAAAGGCCUCGAAGUCAAACCGACCAAUCAGCUUCCAGCAGGAAAAACACUGGCACAUGAUUGGUCAGGGACUUUCAACCAAUCAGAGAUCAGAGCCUGAAAUUCAGUCUGCCUCUGCUCUCUGCUGGCUUCUCAUUGGCUGAGAGGAACUCACAGGUGUUCCUAUCCAGGUGUGUUUGCUGCUUUUACCUGCUCUGCUCCAGCUUAGCCCCACCCCCUGCGUGAUGUCACUCAGGUGAGGCUGCAGCAAAUCCAGACAAAGAAACUUUAACCUGAUCCUGGAGCUGCAGGAGUCCAGGUGUGUCCAGCUGCUCCUCAUCGCCUCCAUCACCUGUCCGUCGCCAUGGUAACUGAGGCUCUCUGGAUGUUUGGUUG
This is a messenger RNA of Xiphophorus maculatus (southern platyfish), 1627 nucleotides long. RefSeq names its product RAD51 paralog C (gene rad51c). The coding region runs from base 254 to 1312 and encodes 352 amino acids. Gene Ontology annotation, molecular function: ATP hydrolysis activity; four-way junction DNA binding; crossover junction DNA endonuclease activity. Lineage: Eukaryota; Metazoa; Chordata; Actinopteri; Cyprinodontiformes; Poeciliidae. Gene Ontology annotation, biological process: meiotic DNA recombinase assembly; DNA repair; reciprocal meiotic recombination. Gene Ontology annotation, cellular component: Rad51B-Rad51C-Rad51D-XRCC2 complex; replication fork; Rad51C-XRCC3 complex. The transcript is spliced from 6 exons. The record is from RefSeq and is a predicted model, not a curated record.